AGGGCGGUAAAUGCGCUGAGAUUGGCAGCUGUCCGCCUACCAAAUUAAAAGAAGAAGAAGAAGACUAGUCUACUCAUCAAGGGGUAAACUGCCCGAAAAAAAGAAGACUACACUAGCUUGUCAGAGAUCUCACUGCUGCGAACGUGCGAUGUGCCCAGUUGCACUCUCUUUCAGUCGGUGCGGAGUAACGGAGUUCGGCAGUCGUGACGUGAGCACACGCUUCGUUGCAAAGUUACUGGAAGGAUUUGCUGCCAUCGUCACACAUACACGGAUUCCCACCAGAUAUCCUGCAUGACCUUUUGGAAGAUGUGGUUCCUGUGGAGUUGGCACACUGCUUGAAAGUGUCUGAGUAGAGGAGCACCAUCACACCAAGCAUCCUCCCUGAGCCCUUUUCUGUCAGUGCUUUGAUGAGGGUAUAAGAUCACUUGGACGUUUUCCAGGAGCACAAGACAACAUAAGUAAAGGUGUCCCUAACAAUGUAAAUGGAAGCAACUGAUGUUCUGAAACUAAGAGUCAUCCUUGAUGAUUUCAAUGCUGAGAGACUUAUUUUACCCUCUCGUCCAGAGACCGUAAAUGCCCUAAUAUGUGAAGUCAGAACAAAGCUGAACCUGCACUAUGACUUUCGACUUCAAUUUCAAGACCCAGAGUUUGACAACGCCCUUUGCAAUUUAGUCAGCAUAGAAGACCUGCCAUCUAAGGCCACUAUUAAAGUAGUGAGAAUUGUUGAGUUAGAUCAGAGUUCCACCAGCACAGAUGACACUGUGUUACUGUCUGAUAACAGAUUUGCCAGAGCGACUUUGCCAAUGGCCAGCCAUCUUUGUUGUUCCAAGUUUCUCAUUUGAGGUGGAACAUAUUCUAAGUGAGGGCAACUCUGCAUUGAUGACAGAGGGGAAAACUACCAGGUUGACCAGAUAUCAAAAGCAUAACAUACUGGAUGUUAUGGCUGCUGAAAUAUACAAGUAUAAAGCAUAUCCAAGUACCAUUCAGAUUGCCUGGGCUGCAGAGGCUCUGGUGAUAAAACACCCCUGCCUGAAAGAAAAAGGUUCCAAAAAAGGCUAUGAUGGUUGGCUCAAUAGCCUGCGCUUCAAGAUGGGCAACUACAGAAACAAACUUAGCAGGGCUGGCAUAAAGGAUGUGGCAGUAAAUGCAGGGAAGCGCAGCAGGUUCAAUCCAGAGGGUGGAGCAUCCAGAGCCAGCAUCAAAAGACCCAGAAGAGGAGAAGUCAACUACCUGCCCAAUUACCCCAAGGAGAAAGUAAUCAGACUUUGGAAACCAAGAGGCUUGCGAUGGUUGAACAGUUCAAGAGGACCUCAGCAGAUAGACAUGAUUCUCAUCCAUCAGCAUAUGCAACGUACCUUUGCACUUCGCCGAGAAGAAAUUGUGCAUUCUGCUCCUCCCAUUGCUGAACUGCAAGAUAGAUGGCCUGCACUCUUAUGUGAAGCACAACUCUACAGUGAAUUCCAUAGGAUCACCAAUCAAAAUCUACCAUUCAACUUCUUUGCUGCACUGGACAAGUACACGCCCCAGCUACUAAAGCUCUACAAAAAGAGGAAGACCAGCAGUUUUGCUCAGAAGAUGGAAGCAGUUUUAGUGGCAUAUGAGGAACAGGACAAGAAUGACAUCGGUGCAGCUAGAACAGCGGCCCUGGCGGCUGGCCUACCGCUGUACCUAAAGGAGGACUCCUCAGAAGUGUUCAAAACUUGCAAGGAUGAUUUGGCAGCAGCCCAGGAGGGGGCAGUGGCUCUGGUGGCAGUGGUGAACGAUGAGAAGGUGCCUGCAGGAGUUCCCUUUGAAACUCAGCAUGUGAUGAUUGUUCUUGAGGAUCAAUUUGUAAUGUCUCACAGAUCUUGGGCUGAUUCAGUUGUAAUUUUGUUUGGACUAGUUUAUGCCCUCCAUUUGAGUUACCCUGAGAAGCUAAAUGGCUUCUUCGAAUUCAUCCAGGUUGUCCUCCUAGGUCUUGAUGAUGGGAGAAAGCAGCUCAAACCUAAGUUACAGGCGUUGAAAAAUGAGCUGGAGUAAAGAGGUUAGGAGUUUAUUGUUGAAGGUUACAUUUCUGAAAUAAUAAUUUGUGUUUGCAUUGGUAAUGUAAGAUUGUUACACGUUUUACGUUUGUAAUUUUGAGAAAAGUACCUUGUGUUCCAAUUUGAAUGUUGAGCUUUCAACUGAAUAAAGGGUUCAAGUUG
Corythoichthys intestinalis (scribbled pipefish) is the source of this 2183-nucleotide messenger RNA. RefSeq names its product sterile alpha motif domain-containing protein 3-like. NCBI's taxonomy places the organism in Eukaryota, Metazoa, Chordata, Actinopteri, Syngnathiformes, Syngnathidae. The transcript is spliced from 7 exons. The coding region runs from base 754 to 2019 and encodes 421 amino acids. The record is from RefSeq and is a predicted model, not a curated record.